CAGCAGCCAGUUCUUCUCCAGCUGAGCCCAGAUCAGACCCAGAGUCAGUUUGUGCAGAGACCCACGGAGCAGACAGAAUGAAGCUCCGUCUCUCGUCUCUGGAGCUUCUCCUGGCCGUCGUGUCGACUCUUCUCCUUGCCUGCUGUAUCGGACUCAGCGUAGUUUCAUGGCUCAGCCUGAAGCCUGAAGGUGCCAUUAAGCCAGGCGUGCUGAGCGGCCGCAUGGUGAUCACACACGGAGCAGUUUACUCCGACGAGCUGAAAAACUCCGGCAGUCCGCAGUUUAAAUCUCUUGCCUUUGACGUCCAAAACCUGGUGUCGGAGGCGUUCGGUCUCAGCGAGCUCCGACUGGACUUCCAAUCCUGCCGGAUUUUACACUUCAGUCGGGGCAGCGUGGUCGUGAUCUUUGACAUCUGGUUCAGUCAGCUGAUCGAGGUACAGGAGGCAGAGCAUCAGCUAUGGGCGGGGCUUCAGGAGGCCGGGAACACGGGACUGGUGAUCGACAGAAACAGCAUCCACAUCACAGAGAAACCAGACGAGACGACAGCUGCUCCAACAACCAUCACACCGACAACCAUCACUCCUACAACAGGGACAUGUCCUCCUCUUCAGACAUCAUGUGCCGAUGGAUCUGUGUGUGUUCGGAUCGAUCAGCUGUGUGACGGUGUCCCCGACUGUCCCGACGCCUCGGACGAAGGCGCUGCUCGCUGUGCGACGGCGUGUGACAGACAGUUCGUGCUGAGCGGUCCGAGCGGUUUCUUCAGUACAUCAGACAUCUCGGAGACGUACAACAGCAGCAGCUUCUGUCGCUGGAUCCUCAGGGUGGAGAGAGGACUGUCUGUUCAGAUCAACUUCCUCCGGUUUGAAACAGAAGAAAACAUCGACACUCUGAAACUUUAUGAAGGCGUCGGAGCAGACAAACUGCUGACAGAUGAACAGAAGCUGACCUGUACCUUUGAGCAGGGCAUGUGUUUCUGGCGGCAGCAGUACGACGAUGACGGUGACUGGAUUCGAACCCGCGGCGCCACGUUUCCUCCGCUGAGCGGCCCGAGUGGCGACCACACGCUCAACGACAGCUCCGGUUUCUACAUCGUGACUCCUCUGAGUCCCGGCCAAUGGCUGAAGAGCUUCAGGAUCUAUAGCCUCCCUCUGACUCCGGCCACUCCGCCUGCCGCCUGCCUCAGCUUCUGGUACCACAUGUUUGGGGAGGACGUCUACCGUCUCCGAGUGCUGCUGUCCCAGCCGGCCGUCACCGUGCUGUUCCAGAGAGACGGUAACUACGGCGACCGUUGGAACUACGGCCAGGUGACGCUGAACCUGACGACGGAGAGCACGGUGGUGUUUGAGGCGCUGAAGAAAGGAGGGAUGAGGAACGACAUCGCUCUGGAUGACAUCACGCUGACCUCUGACCCCUGUGGCCCCGCCCCCCCUGAACCAACCAACGUCCCGCCUCCAACAACGCCCCCCCCGAUCCCAGCUGACUGCGGAGGACCCUUCGAUCUCUGGGAGCCAAACUCCACCUUCAGUUCCCCAAAUUACCCACAAUCCUACGGGAACGAGGCCAAGUGCCUGUGGACGCUGCACGCCACCGAGGGGCGGAGCCUACAGCUCCACUUCCUGGACUUUGAUGUUGAAGCAACCUAUGACGUGGUGGAGGUCCGGGACGGGGCGGGGCCACACUCCACCUUACUGGCUGUUCUCACUGGCAGUGAUGGCCCCGCCCACGAAUUGUUCUCAACAACCAAUCAGAUGUCAGUGUGGUUGUUUACGGACGAGUCGGGUCACAGCCGAGGAUUCAGAGCCAACUUCACCUCGGGGGUCGGCCUGGGGUCACCGGCUGCGUGUGCAGUCGGUCAGUUCCAGUGUCAGACAGGCAGUUGUAUCCAUGGUAACGGUCAGUGUGAUGGCAACGCCGACUGUCCUGACGCCUCUGAUGAAGCCGACUGCGUUGUGUUACCCAGCAACAGUUCCAGUGCUCUACAGUAUAAACUAGUUUCCUCUCUGCUGACCGUGUGUUCUGACACCUGGACGUCUCAGCUGUCUGACUUCACCUGUCAGUACCUGGGAUACAGGUCGGGGGAAAUCACUCUGCUGCCGGCUCGGCCACAAGACUCACCGUUUACAUCCUUCAACAUCACCAACGGAGCGCUGCAAACCAGCCUCAGUGAUUCAUGCGCCAGUGAGGAAGUGAUUUCUCUGAGCUGUGACAACCAACCUUGCGGGGUUAGAAACGUCACUAAUGCACCGAGGGAGAUGGACCAAUCAGCAGAGAGGAAACCUGCUAAAGGUGACAUCAGAGUGGUGGGCGGGACUAACGCUGAGAAGGGGGCGUGGCCGUGGAUCGUGUCUCUGCAGUGGAGAGGACGUCAAGUGUGUGGAGCGUCUCUGAUUGGCCGAGACUGGCUGCUGACCGCCGCACACUGCGUCUAUGGGAAGAACGUGCACCUGCAGUGGUGGGAGGCGCUGCUCGGCCUCCACGCUCAGAGCAACAGCAGCGCCGCAGACGUCCAGACCCGACGAGUCGAUCGCAUCGUGAUCCACCCGCAGUACAACAGGCAGACCAAACAGGCCGACAUCGCCAUGAUGCAUCUGCAGCAGCCAAUCAGCUUCACCGAGGUGGUCCAGCCGGUGUGUUUACCGGCCGAUGGUCAGGGCUUCACAGCUGGAACCAGAUGUUGGAUCGCUGGGUGGGGACGCACUGAAGAGCAGGGUUCCCUGCCUGACGUGCUGCAGGAGGCGGAGCUUCCUCUGCUGUCCCAGUCUGAGUGUGAGGACCAGUUACCGGAGUACUCCAUCACCUCCAGCAUGGUCUGUGCCGGCCUCCCCGAGGGGGGGGUCGAUGCCUGUCAGGGCGACUCUGGAGGUCCACUGGUGUGUCUGGACGAUGGAUACUGGACUCUGAUUGGUCAUACCCACCAGACCCCCCAGACCACCCAGACCCACCACACUACCCCACAGUACCCACCAGACCCCCCAGACCUCCCAGACCUCCCAGACCCACCACAGUACCCACCAGACCCCCCAGACCUCCCAGACCAGACGCAGUACCCCCUAAAUACACAUGGAUCUCCCAGACCAGACACAGUACCCCCUAAAUACACAUGGAUCUCCCAGACCAGACGCAGUACCACCUAA
Messenger RNA from Perca fluviatilis (European perch), 3134 nucleotides. RefSeq names its product transmembrane serine protease 15 (gene tmprss15). The transcript has 28 exons. Gene Ontology annotation, cellular component: membrane. NCBI's taxonomy places the organism in Eukaryota, Metazoa, Chordata, Actinopteri, Perciformes, Percidae. Gene Ontology annotation, molecular function: serine-type endopeptidase activity; protein binding. Gene Ontology annotation, biological process: proteolysis. Bases 78 to 3134 code for a protein of 1018 amino acids. The record is from RefSeq and is a predicted model, not a curated record.